UAAAGAGCACAUACUGAUCCAUCUCCUUUAAAAACAAUUAUCUACGCCAAAUUUGAAUACUUCAUACGUGAUGUUACGAGAAAAAUAUAAAGGUCUUCCUAGGGUCACGCUAAAAAUUCAAGACUUCAAUUGAUUCAAAGAGGAGAUCGACUCGCGCGGUGUUGCCGAAUGCAACAAAAUGGCGCACAACCUAUCCUACAUUUCAUCUUCAAACUGCUUGUUUUUGGACACAAACCUUCAGCCUUUGCCUUACAUCAGUGUAGCAAAUAUAGUGGCCUGCGUUGUGAACGCGAUUUUUGCGUUCAUUGCCGCGUCAUCGAACGCUAUCGUAUUGAUAUCCGUGUGGAAGUCACCAAGCCUUCAUACCGCACAGAAUACUCUCCUAUGUUCAGUGGCCCUUUCUGAUUUCCUUGUUGGCGCUGUGCUUCAACCUUUAGACGUCGUUCAAAGAAUUAUGGAGGAGAAACAAAACAUUGAGAUCUACUGCAGUAUUCGUUUGGCCAAGAACUCUUUGGCUUGGAUAAUAUCCAGUGUAUCAUUUUUUAUUUUGACAUCUAUAAGUUUGGAGAGACUUGUGGCACUCUUAAGACCCCUUCAUCAUGACAGGCUGGUUACUCACCGACGUAUCUUGCGCUUGGUGUUUAGUUUUUGGGUCGUUUGCAUAACGAUUUAUAUGCCGAGAUUUUUUGGUCUUUCAAACACGACAUUCCUUUUUAUAGCCUCGAUCCUCGUUUUUGCAAAUUUGACCGUCAUCGCUGUGAGCUACUUUAAAAUAUUUCAAGUCAUCAAGUUCCAUCAGCGAAGAAUCGAUCACGAAGCGAACUUGAGGAGCCGUUUUCACGGCCCGAAGGCCGACGGGGACAUGAAACGGUAUAAAACGUUUACAGUAACAGCAGCAUAUAUAGUAGUGCUUGUUGUUAUGUUCUAUGUCCCAUUUUUUUGUUAUCUCGUCGCCUAUGCCAUUCUUGGAUUUACCGGACCGGUUAAGUUAACUUAUAUUUGCAUAGAGACAUUAUCUUUUGUUAACUCUUCUGUAAAUCCUUUUGUAUAUAGUUAUCGCUUGAGAAAUAUUCGUCAGGCAAUUUUAAGAACCUUGAACUUGGCGAAGCCAAUGUCUCCCGGGAGAAAUUCCUUUAGCCGCCGUUGCGAGGAAGUGGAUACUCGUAGCAGACAUGUACCUAGUUAAAACUAGCGUAAAGAGAAGAUACUCGGCGAUUAUUUCCAUGAAGGAAUUUCGAUUUGUCGUUGAGAAAUACCUUAAGAUAGAAUAAAACCUUGAAAAAAAAAAUAUUUGCUGGGAUAGACGAACAACCGAAAAAGCUAAUAAUAAUCCGAAAAAGAACUCUUAUGACUAAGAAUUGCGUUUAUUGACACCGAACGGAAAUUACGAACUUUCGAAGUUAAUGUCACGAUCCAAAUUUAAACUGUGAGGUGACCUAAAGACAUAUGAACUCAAGUGUAGGCAAUCGAAUGGGGUCGAAUAGCAAUUGUGGAUUAAAAUUACGCGUGUUUCAGAAGUUGCAGAAAUGUCCCAAGUCGUG
Molecule: messenger RNA, 1541 nt
Organism: Stylophora pistillata
Lineage: Eukaryota; Metazoa; Cnidaria; Anthozoa; Scleractinia; Pocilloporidae
Product: histamine H2 receptor-like
Biological process (GO): G protein-coupled receptor signaling pathway
Cellular component (GO): plasma membrane
Molecular function (GO): G protein-coupled receptor activity
Source: RefSeq, a predicted model, not a curated record